This is a messenger RNA of Fusarium tjaetaba, 1758 nucleotides long. Its product is annotated as phosphatidylinositol-specific phospholipase C. Bases 1 to 1758 code for a protein of 585 amino acids. The record is from RefSeq and is a predicted model, not a curated record. Gene Ontology annotation, biological process: lipid metabolic process. Gene Ontology annotation, molecular function: phosphoric diester hydrolase activity. Lineage: Eukaryota; Fungi; Ascomycota; Sordariomycetes; Hypocreales; Nectriaceae. The transcript has 2 exons.
AUGUCGAACACUAUAGCUCCUUUUUGGAGCUGGCCCCCCCAGGUGAUUGAUGCUACAAACCCUAUGGGCUACACUUAUAUGCCCGCUUUCGCCACUGCUUGUGGCACGCUAUACAUGGUUUAUACACUUCCUUUCUGCAAUACCUGUCUGACGUAUUCCCUCGGGAGUGACUUGCUAUGGAAAGCAUGUACUCCGAUCACGACAAACCUUCUCACAAAUUCGCAGCCUGCGCUUAUUAGCUUGGAUGAGUCGCUCUAUGCCUUUGUUCCCUCUAUUACACAAAAUACAGAAGAUAAGCUAUCAGUCUACUCGUUAGACCCCUCUAGCGACAACGGAUGGACACAUCUGUGCGACUACAAUACGGCUUCGGGAAGCGGCAACAUUACAGGCGUCGUGUAUCACGAUGUAGUUGUCCUGGUGCAGACCAUACAAGGUGCUGAUACAAAUGUAAGCACCCUGAACUGCAUCACCAUGUCGACUAAGGAUAUCAAGAAUCCUACGAACUGGAGCACCAGUACGAAAAUCAAUGGCUUGAGCAGCGGGUGCAUCAGCAUGUAUAUCAGGAAAGAAGACCUUGAUAGUAAUCCGGACGGUAGCAUCAGGUUCAUGUACUUUGACCUCGAGUCUCUCGGGCCCCGCGAGUUGACUCUGGACAUGGUAGCUAUGGCAUGGUAUCCUUCCCCCAUCUCUAUGCCUGAGGGAACAGGAUCAUUUAACACUGGUUUCGACUCGGCUGAAUCCGGUAUCGGCGCGGCCGCCUCGCCAGAUGGCAUGCUGGUUUGGGCCAAUCUACAGCCCGACAAUGAUGCGAACAAAGUGGCAAUGUUCAGGUACUCGGUCGCUAGGGGAUCGGAAGACUGGUCCCAACAGUUUAUCUUCCAGGUCGACCCAAGCUACACUUUCGAAGUCCCAUUGUCGAUGACCUACCUGUACGGCGACUUGAUUGUUGCUUGGCCAAGUCUCGAAGCAAUUCGAUUUUCGAUGCAACGGCCGGGUGGAUGUUUUGACCUGACGUGCUGGAUGAAGGCUAUUGACGAUUCCCUUCUUGUUUCCGAAUUGAGCAUACCGGGUACUCAUGCCUCAGCCACUAGCUCGGACCUCACUUUGUUCACAUCCAAAAACUCAGUUGAACGCCGGCAAAACAUGAACAUAACCCAGCAGCUCAACGCGGGCAUCCGCUUCUUGCACUUCAUCAUCGGUAUAUCUGGAGACUCAGGCUCACAGACUAUAUCACUCUACACUCCGAGAAACGUGUUGAUCAACGUUGAGAUUUCAACGCUGAUAGCGUCUCUUUCCAAAUGGCUCGAUGGCCAUUCCAGCGAAGGCAUCAUCUUGUUUUUCUCUCCAUUAGAUCCGCAGCAAAACCCCACCGCCAUAAUCGGCGCACUCAACACAGCCAUUUCUCCAUACCUGAGUUACUUUACUCCUACAUCCUCGGCACCGACUAUAACUAUGGGCCAACUGCGAAAUAAGAUUCUUCUUAUGCAUACUAUAGAUCAGGAACUCAACUCUCAAACGAGCAUAUCGGCCGGCAUCAGCCUCGGAACCUCCUACCCAGACACUACUAAGAAACAAAUAGUCUCAUUUACAACAGACUCUGGCAUUCCAUUUACAGUCCAGGAUCAUGCGAUAAGCAAUGGCUCAGCCACUGAGGUUGAAACCGACAUUAAUGGGAAAAGUGCUCUGGUCGUCACGAUGCUAGAGAAGACCGCCGAGACCGGAAGUGCUACGGGCCCUCUACGACUAACGAUUCCCUGA